Messenger RNA from Penicillium expansum, 1482 nucleotides. Its product is annotated as Zn(II)2Cys6 transcription factor. The transcript has 4 exons. Gene Ontology annotation, biological process: positive regulation of transcription by RNA polymerase II. The record is from RefSeq and is a predicted model, not a curated record. The coding region runs from base 1 to 1482 and encodes 493 amino acids. Gene Ontology annotation, cellular component: nucleus. NCBI's taxonomy places the organism in Eukaryota, Fungi, Ascomycota, Eurotiomycetes, Eurotiales, Aspergillaceae. Gene Ontology annotation, molecular function: zinc ion binding; DNA-binding transcription factor activity, RNA polymerase II-specific; transcription cis-regulatory region binding.
AUGGAGACAGUAUGCGGUCCAUGCUGGACAUGUCGCAACCGCCGUAUUCAAUGCGACCAGUCCGGAACACCGUGCGCCAAGUGCGAGAAGGCCGGCGUGGAAUGCUUUGACAAACGACCUCUGAGAUGGGUCAAGGGCGUGGCCAUUCGCGGAAAGAUGCAAGGCCAUUCGUAUGAGGCGACCCCGCAGAGAUCGCCUCGCGCGCUGGUCCAGACUUCUGCUGCCAGUAGAACCCUGCCGGUUACCUUGCAAGACCCGUUCAUGUCAAACCUGGAUCAAACCUCCAAAUAUUAUAUAGAUUACUAUAGCGAACGCAUAUGCAAAUUGUUCAUUGUAUACGACAGCGCCAGAAAUCCAUUCCGGAGUUUGAUCUCCUUUGGAUUGAACGAUAUGGUCUUGCAGAAGGGCAUACUUGCUCUCGCUGCGCGACAUCAUGCCAAUACAGGCCAGUCAUUCCAUCAAAUUCAAGCUUCGACAUCGGUUGGCCUCAUUAAUGCCAAUCGCGAUGCGCUACUUUUCAAACAUCAAGCCAUGGAAGCCCUCUCCCGGGUACUUAGCGACGGAAAAAUAGCAAAAAGUGACACCACCGUUGCUAGCAUAUUUCUGUUUAUUUUCUUGGAUCUUCUCGAAUCUGGGAGUGAAGGUUGGAAUUUUCAUCUUGAGGGUGUGAAAAGUUUUAUUACAUCCCACCGCCCGCUGCUGGAGGCACAAGCUGGAGUUAAUAAUGGACCUGGCCAGACUGUACAGCAGAUCUGGAGUUUUAUAUCCAACCAGAUUCAUUUAAUUGAAACGCUGGGAGCAACAUUUUUACGACCGAAGCUGCUGUCGGGAUUUAUAUUUGACGGCCAAACAGAAAGGCAAUCCCAAGAAGAAAUUGAACAAUCUUUCCUUGGAUGUCCGGAGUUCCUGUUGUCGGCGAUACAAUUUCUCUCCAACGAAAGGGACGCCAUCGCAGGACAGCGGCCUGACGGUGUCGCUCUCCAAACACAUAUACAAGAUACCACGGCGAUGAUGGAAAUUAUUCAAAACUUUGACUCCUACGCCUGGGCUUCGAGUCUCCGGCAUUCGAGACAGUCUUCCGCAGAUGAAACCAACAAUAUCUGUACAUUGUCGCAGGCAUUCAAAAUCGGGGCUUUGCUAUAUGGGAGACGAAUUCUUGAUGCACUCACGGAAACCAUCACCUCGCAAGACGAUUUGGUUUCUGAGCUGUUGGGCCUAAUUGACACUUUGAGAGACGAUGAGGCGCUUUUCAAAUGCGUUCUGUGGGCUAUCUUUGUUGCGGGCUUGGAGUGUCAGUCCCGGGCCCAGAAAGACUUUUUGGUAGAAUCUUUAGAGAAAUUUUGGAUUGCUACGAGCUGUUUGAAUGUUGUCAAUGCAGCGAAGAUCCUGAAGGAGUAUUGGGACCAGGAAGAAGGCUUGGAGACUCCAUCGCGGUGGAUAUUUGAUAUUGGUCGUUUGGGUCGUGACUGCCUUUUGAUAUGA